GGUUCUUGGGUUGGUUGUGAGAAAAGGGGGGAAGAUGAAAUUUUGUUAGGGCGAACAGCCGGUUCCGGAAGGGCGGUCGUGCAAUAAAACGGUGCGAUGCUUCCAGAAUCUUCCUUCCGUUGUCUUUGAUUCUUCUUUCGGCUCUGCCUUUCCCUCUCCCGAUUAUGUCUGCCCUAGUCUCCAUGGAGCCUCGCAACGUUAUGCUGGAGAAGAAGAAGACGAAGAAGAAGAAAACUAGGGAGGAGAAAGAGGCGGAAGUAAAUAAUGAAGGAGAGGUGAGUGUGGGAACGGAGCUUGCCGGCUUGUUGGAAUCCAAGCCUGUCAAUGAAGGGCUUCUUCGUGCCAUAGCUUCCUUUCUGGAACGGCAUGGGUUCUCAAAGGCGCUCUCGGCACUCCAGUUAGAAGCUCAGGGCUUGAUAGACAAUUCAUUGACAAAUGCUAUCAGAUUGGAGCAUGUGUACUACAAGUAUUUGAAGGACGGUUGUGCCCUUUCUACUGAUGGACAAUUCAGUGGCUUAAAAGAGAAAGAUUCACUUGGUGGCCUUCAGAUAAAUGUGGGCAAAAGCGAAGUUAUUGCAUCUAAGGAAGUGAAUAACAGAAAGAGAAGUAAUGGAAUUGAGAUAGACAUGUUAAAUUUCUGCGACCCUGAAGUUGACCACAGUAACAAAGUUUUACUUGGUGACUCAAGUGUGAUGCGUCCAGCAGCAAAAGAGAAGAAGAGAAAGAAACACAGAAAGAUUUCUGAUGAUUGCAAUGUUGAAGAUACUAAACAAGUUGAGAAUGAGAUGUCUUGCAAGUUUGGUAACUUGGGGGAUGCAUUGGAGAAUGUUAAGUUUGUCUGCACUGGGUUGGAUGGCAAAUCUAAAGAUACGAUUGUGCUACUGACAAUGCCUAAACAUGGAAAGAAAAAGAAAAAAAAGUCUUACACUUGUCAAGAAGAAGAUGCCUCUUUGAAUCAUGGUAAAGCAUCUCAGGAGGGAUUUGCUGAGAAAUUCAAUGACUCUCUUACAUCCAAAGUGGCAAAUGUAAAUGCUUUACAAGAUUCGAGUUAUACAGUUUCAUUGAACGAGACAUGUCUGAGCAAUAAAAAUAAGAAAAAGAAAAGUAAAUCAACUUUUGAUGGUUUAUGUUGUGAAGCUGUUAGUUCUUUGAAUGCCAGUGAAGUUCAUGCUAAUGGAAACAUUGAGGAUAAAGAACUUGAGGGCCACACAGCUGAAACACACAAGAAAGGUUCAAAAGGAUCGGCAGAGCCAAAAACUGUUAAUGCUUUUCGGAGGGUUAACCCAGAUGAAAUAACUUUUGCUGAUGAAAGACUUCAGAACAACUCCUACUGGGCAAAGGGUGGUGCCGAAUCUGGCUAUGGGGCAAGGGCCCAAGAAGUUCUUGGUCAAGUUAGAGGAAAGGACUUCCGUCAUGAAAAGACAAAAAAGAAGCGGGGGAGUUAUAGAGGUGGCUUGAUUGAUCUUCAAUCGCAUUCUAUAAAGUUCAGCUAUUCGGAUGAUGAGUGAAGUACAGUCAAUUUUAAUGUUGGUGAACUUGUUUGAGUCUACUGUCCUCUUUGAUAUUGCAGAGCCACUGAUUUUUUGUUGUUUGCCAAAGUCGCCAUUUCUGUGCUCUCUGGUCUUUUUAGCUUUUGUAAUUUCCGCGUAGUGGUUCUGCAAAAUUUUGGCGUCUACCUUAUUUGUGGGGAUCAACUCAGUUUUUUAAGAUAAUGGGCUAUCUCAUUUUUUUCUGGCCAA
Nymphaea colorata (pocket water lily) is the source of this 1739-nucleotide messenger RNA. RefSeq names its product suppressor protein SRP40. Bases 165 to 1508 code for a protein of 447 amino acids. Gene Ontology annotation, molecular function: protein binding. NCBI's taxonomy places the organism in Eukaryota, Viridiplantae, Streptophyta, Magnoliopsida, Nymphaeales, Nymphaeaceae. The transcript is spliced from 7 exons. The record is from RefSeq and is a predicted model, not a curated record.